GCAUUUAUCUAUGAAACUAACCUACAAAUAAUAAGCGUUUUCGGCGUUUUUAAAACUUUUGGAAAGUUUUGUUUUGUCUUUUAUUCAGAAAAGUAAAAUUUAAAACACAUCAAAAUGUCGACUGCUAUGCCAAUAAAUCCCAAACCAUUUUUAAAUAGUCUUACUGGUAAAGCAGUAAUGGUAAAAUUGAAGUGGGGCCACGAAUACAAAGGCUAUCUAGUUUCAGUAGAUGGAUAUAUGAACCUUCAACUUGCUAAUUGUGAAGAGUAUAUUGAUGGUAGCAUUACUGGAAAUCUUGGAGAAGUUCUUAUAAGAUGUAAUAAUGUAUUGUUUAUACGAGGUGCAGAAGAAGAGGAUGAAGAAGGAGAAACAAGAGACUAGUUCUGUUAGUGUGCAAAUUUAAUUUUAUUUUAAGUGAAAUAAGGUGAAGCAACUGUGGACGUAAGAAUAAAUGAUACAUUUAAUUUGUGUUGAUUAGCGUGCAUGAAAAAUAUAAGUGUGAAAAUUA
Molecule: messenger RNA, 508 nt
Organism: Sitophilus oryzae (rice weevil)
Lineage: Eukaryota; Metazoa; Arthropoda; Insecta; Coleoptera; Curculionidae
Gene: SmF
Product: small nuclear ribonucleoprotein F
Exons: 2
Coding region: 115-381 (88 amino acids)
Biological process (GO): spliceosomal snRNP assembly; mRNA splicing, via spliceosome
Cellular component (GO): catalytic step 2 spliceosome; U1 snRNP
Molecular function (GO): RNA binding
Source: RefSeq, a predicted model, not a curated record